AUGGGGGUCUCCGGAGAUGGUCUGCUUGUGAGCAGAUCGCUCCCGACCCAAUGCUCGGUGUUCUCAGCUGAGGCAGCGGCCAUUCUCCACGCGGUUAAGCUACCGGCCAACCGGCCGAUAUUAGUCGUAACUGAUUCACACAGCGUUAUAUUGGCCUUAACAACAGAAACACCGAAGCAUCCGUGGAUCCAUGGGACGGUAAAGGACGCGCCGCCCAACACAGUAUUUAUGUGGGUACCCGGUCACUGCGGGAUCCAAGGGAACCUAAUAGCCGACCACCUCGCCGGCUCAGGCCACACCGGACCCAGGUCCACCGGCAAUGUACCGCUCCAAGAUGUCAAAAAGUUGAUCAAGCGGACGAUUCGGAGAGCCUGGGACACCGAGUGGAGGAACAACAGGACAAACCAUCUUUGGAAGAAUAAGGCGACCACCGGAACCUGGAAGAAUCGACCAAACCUACGAGAACAGCGAGUGGUGUCAAGGCUGCGCACCGGGCACAGCAGAGUCUGCGAAACCUGCGGAGGCCAGCCACCGUGGAGCACAUCCUCGUGA
Messenger RNA from Ochlerotatus camptorhynchus, 552 nucleotides. RefSeq lists its product as uncharacterized. The coding region runs from base 1 to 552 and encodes 183 amino acids. The transcript has a single exon. Lineage: Eukaryota; Metazoa; Arthropoda; Insecta; Diptera; Culicidae. The record is from RefSeq and is a predicted model, not a curated record. Gene Ontology annotation, molecular function: nucleic acid binding; RNA-DNA hybrid ribonuclease activity.